This is a messenger RNA of Rotaria sordida, 606 nucleotides long. NCBI's taxonomy places the organism in Eukaryota, Metazoa, Rotifera, Eurotatoria, Philodinida, Philodinidae. The record is from the annotation of a GenBank genome assembly.
AUGGUUGAUAUUCUUUAUUCACUUGUGAAUAUUAAUGAACGAUUUGAUCGAUUAGUAAUUGAUCCUCUUUAUAUUCAUCGUCUUGAUAUGACUAUCGAAUUACCCUUUGAUGUGAUAAUUUCAAUAUACAAUAAAGUUUUUCCAAGAAUGUAUGAAAAUAUCUUACCUCAAAUUCAUAAUCAAGUAAAUAAACUGACUGUUGAUUCAUAUUCCAUAAAAUCUAUUCUUACUGUUAAUUAUCCUCAACUUUAUUCGUUAUCACUUGUUAAUUUUCAAGAAGAAAUACUUUUUCAAUAUUUAAAAGGUGAUUCAAUUCUUCGUAAUCUUCUUAGUGAACAAAUUACAGAUCUUAAUAUUGACAUUCUGUAUGAUACAAUAGCACAAACCAUUAUAAGUCUUUCAGAAAAGUUUGCCUUAAUAUUAUCAUUAAGUAAAAGAUUUGACUCGACUUUUAUUGAUGGUAUUCAAUUAUAUGAUCAAUUUCUUAUUUAUAUACCACGAUUAAAUAAAUUUACAUCCAGUAUAAUUACAGUUGUUGUCAACAAUAAUAUUAAUAUUAAUUUGUCAUCACAUAAAGAUAUUCAACAUAGUUUUAUUGAAAGAUGA